Molecule: messenger RNA, 1287 nt
Organism: Phytophthora sojae
Lineage: Eukaryota; Oomycota; Peronosporomycetes; Peronosporales; Peronosporaceae
Exons: 7
Coding region: 1-1287 (428 amino acids)
Source: RefSeq, a predicted model, not a curated record
AUGCCUGCCCUCGAGGCGAAGGCAGUUCUAGAGGACGAGGAGAAGGAUGGUAUCGGAGCUACCACUGAUAUUGGACUCUUGAUGAACGGCGCAAAGGAAAAUGGCAAGGAAGGCACGACUAUUUUCACCCCAAACACGGUCUCAAGGGUGGAGGCUGUUGACGAUGCGAUGGGUAUGAAGACGGGGAUCAAACUCGCGAAAAUCGCAAGCGUGCGGGGGCGUAUUUGGACGCACCGAGGCCACCAAAACGGCCUUGCAAAUAUCAGUGAGAUUCUGGCAUCGGCGGACGAGUACGCAGGAGAGUACUCGUUCGGAGGUCGAGCUGAUGCUCUGCCAGCUGCCCCUGGUCUUCUGGUUGAGGGGGUUGGAGCGAUCUCCCUCCCGCUGGUCGAAGCGCAAGCCCAGAAGCUCAUCUCAAUAUGUGAGAAGUCCCCCUUCGGCCACAACAUGGACACGAAGCUGGACGAGAGCGUUCGGAAGAGCUGGCAACUGGCACCCGAUCAAGUGGAGAUCACGAACCCGCAGUGGCAGCCAGGGCUGGAGGAGCUAAGCGAGAUGAUUGCCACUCGACUGGGGUACAAGGGCCUGCUCGUGUAUGGAGAAGGUGGACACUUCCUCAAGCACCAAGACUCGGAGAAGGAGGACGGAAUGAUCGCGACUCUGGUGAUUCAACCGCCCAGCACGCACGAAGGGGGCGACUUUAUUGUCUUUCGACAUGGAGAGGUGGAACAUCGCCACGAUUUCGGCAAGAGCGACGGCACCGCUCCGUUCCUCUGCUGCACUAUGCAGACGCGGAGCAUGCACUGGAGGAAGCAGAAGGUGUUCAACAAUGACAAGUACUUCCUGUCGCCACGACUGGAUCUGCUGCUGCAAGUGGCAGAUGCGGUUGAUAAGGACGAUACCGAGGGCAAGUUUGCUGUGCUGGAUGCGAUCGCUGCCAAGCGAGUGGGGUGGCUGAAACGUGCAAUAGGAAAACUCGACCGAGUCGGCAAGAUCUUUACGUGGAAAAUGCCGUACGCGAAGCAUUGGGAACGCAAUUUUAUUGAGGAUUUCCUACGUGGACCGAAGAAAGAGAUCACCACGAAGAGGAGGAUGAACCACCACCAGGACGAGGCACCGUUCAACGUGGCAAUCAGUGAAGAGAAAGGAAAACUGUUUUUGACGAUUACCAAGACGCAUGGGUGGUUCGACGGGGUCCCGAAGAGGCUGGAUCAGUGCAGAGAGGAGCUGGUGCACUUGAACGAGCGCUACAACGGUGUUGCGGGCGGAAGUUCUGCGCAACACUGA